AUGAAGCCACAAUACGAAAACUGGAGCUCAAAGAAGAUUAUUGGUGUCAAGGAUGAACAGAAAUUCGACUCUAUUGUUGCACAUCUUAAAAGAAUGUUGGUUUGUUACAUCCAAGAAAUUGGGAAGAUGGAUGUGGAAAUUACGUCUGUCCUUCACAAGAAAAAUAAAGUGCAUCCUAAGGAGCAUAUGAAUGAUCUUGACAGGAUGAAAUUGGGGAGAAUACGAAAGGAUGAUUGGAGUGUGGGAUUUCAAAUACGAGAAAGAGCUUAUGCUAAUUUUCAUAGAGUUUGCUUCUUUCUACCUAACAGGAAUCUAUACUCCACCUCAUGUCUGGAAUACAUUUUGGAUUUUAUAAAUCAGUGCAAAGCAAACAGUGUUGAGGACCAAAAAUGUUUCUCAAAUAUGAUCAACUGGUACAUCUUGAUUCGCAAAACUUUACUUCGAAUGAUGCCAAAAAAUUUCAAUGUUCAAAAGCACCAACCAAACUAA
This is a messenger RNA of Lactuca saligna, 489 nucleotides long. The record is from the annotation of a GenBank genome assembly. NCBI's taxonomy places the organism in Eukaryota, Viridiplantae, Streptophyta, Magnoliopsida, Asterales, Asteraceae.